GGCCGCAGCGGUGAGAGCGCCGCAUUCUAACCACUAGACCACCAGUGAACCUACCCGCUGGCACGUGUAAUGGUUAUUAUUCAUGAUGCUGGUUCUAGAACAUGCUCUUAUGCCGAAUACACUAAAAUAAAAAAAGGGAUGAUGAGAAAACCUACUAAAGUACAAGGAAAAUUACAGAUUUUAUCAACUACUUCACAAAGUAGAAGUACACAAAUAACACAAGUAAAUGUAAUUUGUUACUUUCCACCUCUGUUUCUGCAACACAAACAUACAGCUAAUGUUCAACAUAGGGUGCUCCUCUUCCUCCACCACUUGGGAUACAGCCCCCAGCCGCCUGUCCAUAGUGGCUAUCAGUAAAAUGAAAAAGAAGAGAAGUCAGGGGAAUGUAAAAGUGGCUCAACACAGAGUACAACUUCUCCCUGAGUGAAAGCCUCCUAACAUGACUUCAUCCACUGGACCGAUCUCAUUUAGCAAAGUGCCUUGAUUGACAUCUCAGAUUUCCAGCCUAUCUACAUGCAAAGCUUCCUUACAAUAGCAGCAUAUUGUCUUAAUUCUGGACAAAUACAAACAUGCUGACUGUACUGUGCCAGAAUGUAACUGACCCUCUCAAGAACAGCCUAUGUUGAGUCAGGGUAUUUCAAACAGUUUGGGGGAAUCUCUUAUACCUUGAGCAGGGCGUCCUUGAAGAGUCCCUCUAACCCUGCACUUUGUCUGUAUGCUUAAAAAGUUCCACAUGACCCUGAAAUCCCAGCUUGCGGGCAUUGUGAAGUCUGGCUGCCGGAGCUUCACUGGUGUGAAUGGUUAUGAGGAUGUGGAAGCUCAGUGGUUAAGGCAUCGGCUCCUUGAUCAGAUGAUCACAAGUUCAAAUCCCAGCACCACUAAUCUGCCACUGCUGGGCCCUUAACCCUCAACUGCUUGGUUUUAAGGGUGUCUAACAAAUAAUGUAAAUGUGUACCCUCUGGUUGUACCAGAGUAAAAAAUGAGGAAACUGGAGGUAGGCCCAGGUAACAGAGGUACACGUGUUUGUAUUUUAAUUCUAUUUUUCUAAUUUUUUCCAGCUCUACACGCCAUUCACAAACUUCGGAAACCCUUUUUUCCUUUUUUCAAGAGGAUUACUGUAGAAGGUGUUGUUUCUGAUUGUCGUGUGAAAUCCUGUUUCCACUGUAUUUGUGUGAAAUAAUUUUUUGAGGUCUAUGUGAUAGUGUUCUUACUCAGUGUGCAGUUUUUUCUGUGUAUUACACAACAUGGAUUUCCUAAUGCUGUGAGAAACAGGAAGUAGCUAUUUUCCCAUGCCACCGUGGCCAAAGUCAUGCAAUUACGCCAACUCCAGUAAUGAAGUGUCUCAUAGUGGUUAUAAACUUUUCUAGCUUAUACACUUACACUCUUUGCAGUGGCUAUGAUAUUUGAAAACUUCCAUCAUUUUUGUGGUGUACUGUACUGAUGGGCAGUUAAAUGCAGAAAUGUUCAUGCAAUUUGCAGGGGGAAAAUCGCGAUAUCAUGUGUGUCAUGUAUUGAUGUUUGCUAAUCACCCCAUCUUUUUAACCUGUUUUUCCAUUCAUUUUUUUGCUUAAUGAUUUGGAUUAUCUGCCUGUUUAUUUAAUAAACACUCUUACCUGAAUUUACUUCAGCUUCCACAAUCCUGCAUGCUUUUAGCACACACAUUUACAUAAUAAAUCUGAAUAUACAUAUAAAAUGUAAAUAGAAUCGUGGAAAAAGUGAUGCAAGAGAUUUUCAAAAUGUGGCUGUUGAGGUUUCCUGAACACCAAAGUAUACAGUAUAAAGAGAGUGACACUGUGUGUGUGUGUGUGUGUGUUUCAGUCUGAGGUAUGAUGUGUGAGUGCAGAAGAACAGUAAUGAUGAAGUGCUUGUAUCUUUUGUCUGUUGUGUUUCGAAUGGCUGCAGGCUGUGCUCUCUCUGGUGAUAAUAAUUGGUUAAAAAUCACAGGACACAAAGGUGGUUCAAUGCUGUUACCCUGCUCCUGCUCUGACCUCCAUUCCAAACCUCAGAGAUUCACCUGGGAGAGUGACAGAACGGGAUAUCUGACUGAGGUUUUCAAUAAUAAACAGUACAAUGACAGAAUCAAUCUGUUUAAUAACACUUCUCCUGCUAAUCUGUCUCUGCUCAUAUCUGACCUGAGAGAAGAGGAUCAGGGAAUCUACAAGUGCAGCACUGAGAAAGAACACAGAUUCAUCUGGCUUUAUGUUAAAGGCUGUGAGCUGGUGAAGAAGACAGUGGUAGAGGAGGUAACUGGGUUCAUAGGAGAGUCUGUAGUUCUGCCCUGCAUCUGCACUGACCUACAGGAUGACCCAAAGACUGUAACAUGGGAGUUGAAUAAUAUUAAAAUUUACUCUGAACAGACUGGACAUCACAGUAACAGAGUGAAACUGGUCAGUAAAAACCCUCCAGGAGACCUCUCUCUACUCAUAUCAGACCUGACUGAAGAGGACCAGGGAAACUACAGAUGUUCUGUACAGGCUGAUUACAGAGAUUUCAGACUAUAUGUUAAAGUAGGAAGAAGAGAAACUUCAACAGAAUGGAUAAAAACAGACACAAUAACUUCAUCAGAACAAACUCGGAGUAAACCAACAACUUCUCCACCUGCAUCAUUCUCAACAACACAAGGAGGAAGACGUGGAGAGAAAGUGAAUGUUGAAGGACAUCAGGACUGUGAGGGAAGGCAGGAGGAUCAGGUUUGUACAUGUACAAUAACAGUUCUACCAGAUAUAUUUUUGCCUUUAGAGAUUUUGUUGUGUUUGUGAUACACACACACACAUGAACCACACAUGCUUUCAUUGAACAGUGAGUGAUAAGAAAAUAUUAUUUACAAUUAUUUUGAUAAUCGAUUGAUUGACCGAUUGUUUUUCCAAAUAAUCGCAUUUGAAAAAAUAUGUUUUUA
Silurus meridionalis is the source of this 2896-nucleotide messenger RNA. RefSeq names its product junctional adhesion molecule-like. NCBI's taxonomy places the organism in Eukaryota, Metazoa, Chordata, Actinopteri, Siluriformes, Siluridae. Bases 1827 to 2759 code for a protein of 310 amino acids. Gene Ontology annotation, cellular component: external side of plasma membrane. The record is from RefSeq and is a predicted model, not a curated record. Gene Ontology annotation, biological process: cell surface receptor signaling pathway; positive regulation of T cell proliferation; cellular response to lipopolysaccharide. The transcript has 5 exons.